This is a messenger RNA of Pseudopodoces humilis (Tibetan ground-tit), 318 nucleotides long. Its product is annotated as claw keratin-like. The record is from RefSeq and is a predicted model, not a curated record. Gene Ontology annotation, cellular component: intermediate filament. NCBI's taxonomy places the organism in Eukaryota, Metazoa, Chordata, Aves, Passeriformes, Paridae. Gene Ontology annotation, molecular function: structural constituent of cytoskeleton.
AUGUCCUGCUCCAGCCUGUGUGCCCCUUGCGGCUUGGCCUCCACGGCCCCUCUGGCUGACACCUCCAACGAGCCCUCUGUGAGGCAGUGCCCUGACUCCACGGUGGUCAUCCAGCCCCCGGUCACGGUGGUCACCUUCCCCGGGCCCAUCCUCAGCUCCUUCCCGCAGCACAGCUCCGUGGGCUCGGCAGGAGCUCCUUUCGUCGGAGGUGGCUCUGGUGGCUCCUUUGGGGGCCGUGGGGGCUCUGGGGGCUAUGGGGGCUGUGGGGGCUAUGGCCGCGGUUCCAGGUCCUAUGGAGGAGGCUGCGGCCCGUGCUAA